Cottoperca gobio is the source of this 3542-nucleotide messenger RNA. Its product is annotated as protein S100-P-like. NCBI's taxonomy places the organism in Eukaryota, Metazoa, Chordata, Actinopteri, Perciformes, Bovichtidae. Gene Ontology annotation, biological process: B cell receptor signaling pathway; B cell differentiation; endothelial cell migration. Gene Ontology annotation, molecular function: transition metal ion binding; calcium ion binding; calcium-dependent protein binding. The record is from RefSeq and is a predicted model, not a curated record. The coding region runs from base 3166 to 3444 and encodes 92 amino acids. The transcript is spliced from 6 exons. Gene Ontology annotation, cellular component: external side of plasma membrane; cytoplasm; extracellular exosome.
GUGUGUGUGUGUGUGUGUGGUGGGAAGUACUUGAGCGGUUGUGAGGAGAUGAGUGUCAGUUAUCAGUGGUGAAUCAGAGUGUCAACAUGAAGCUUCUUCUCAGCAGUCUGCUACUCGCCUCACUCUGCGCCCUCUCAUCUUGGAGUGUUUCAUCUGGUACACUUGAUGUUACCCAGACUCCUGAUGUCUCCGUCAUGGAGGGGGAGACAGUAAACAUCUCCUGCUGCUGGCCAACGCACUUUGAAAGAGUUAGAGUUACCUGGCAGAAAAAUCAAACACUGAAGACUGAACUUUUUACCUCUCAAAGGUCUCAGCAAAAGGAAAUAUCUAACUGCUCACACUUGACCUUCACUAAUGUCACAAGAGGGGAUUCAGGGAGAUACAUCUGCUGCGUGACAAUGGAGAUACCAUUUUUAAAUACAGGUAAAGGAGAUGGGACUUUCAUCACAGUCAGAGACAACACAACGGACCACACAACAGAAGGUGAACAUCCAGAAUCUUCCAGCAGUCAUCUGCAGUUCACCGUGAUAAUCCCUCUGGCUGUGGUGGCCCUCUUACUCCUCAUCACUCUUGUGGGUUUCUGCUGUCUGCGAAGGAGACAUGCACAAGCAGCCCGGGUGAUCUACGAGGUUCCCCACAUUGACUCUGAGGAGGUAGAAAUGGACAAACACAGCACCAGCUCCUCCAGAGGUUCAUCUCAGUGGUGUCAGGUACCAGUAUAUGAAUCCUUCGAUUACUUUGAACGUGUCGAGAACAAAGAAAGUGGAUGAGGACCUGCUGGCUACAUGUAUAUUAUGUAUAUUACUUACCUUUACCUGAAUUGUGUACAUGUUUUUAGAUGAGUGUAAAUAUUUUUUCUAUAAACUCAAUCUUAUCCAUCUUUGUGAGCUAAGUUUAUUUCAAUGUUGACAAGGUGUUUAUAGACAGGUUUACUUGUAUCGUUGUUACUUUGGUUUUCACUUUGAUCGUACUACAAGCUAGUCAAUGGUCCACAUUAGUGGUAUUCGUUCUGGAGCGAAGAUGCAGGUUUCACAAUGACUUCAGAUCACAAGCAGGACGCUGAGUGGAAACUGUGGUGUGACUGGGUCGCUGCAUAAUAGGUCAAUGACAGGAAGUGGAAACAGCUCCUGCGACAGUCAAAGUAGCUCCUCCCUUUGAAACCUCAGUUUUUGGCCGGGCAGAUGGUAGACAUCUGAGGGCUCACAAAAUACCUUUUAACAAACUGAGGUCACAAAAGGGCGGAAUAUAUAAAAUAUGAAAUUUAAUAAAAACCUUUUAACGUCAUAUCUUUCUUCUGCUAUCUUUGAGUGUGACUUGUAGGUCUAUGCUAAAUUGUUAGCAUGUAUACUGGAUAGUAGUUUAACCUAUGGGACACUGGUGAGUCAUAAUGUGAAAGGAAUGAUUAAUAAGUUAAUAAAUACUAGGCUGAUGGGCACCCAUAGAUUGCCAUGAAGUGUGUUGAUACAGAUACACUUAACACAAUGAGUCAUACACUUUCAGACUGAUUAAAAAAAGAGCGCUAAAGGCUGCCGAAAGACACUCCUUCACUCAUGGGAACAAAACUAAACCUACACUACCUCCUGCAUAUCAAUGAUAUAACCCGUAAAAGGUGUUAACCAGCACACGAUGCGACUUCCUCACAGUUUCAUUGUUUUGUUUUUUCAUUUAUAUAUAAGAUAGAGUAAUACUGUACAUCGCUUUUGCUAUGAGGCACAUACAUUGAAUCUUCAAAAUAAAAAGAUAUGACUGAAGUGUUCAUGUUAAGUGACAUUACUUAUAUUAUUUAACCACGUUUGGAAAGCAUUUUUGCGUAACUUUGCUUUAAUGUUCGUAUAACAUUUCCUUCAAAUUCAUAUGUCACUGAGUCCAACUUCUUAAAUGCAUCCUGCAGUUAUAUAUUGGAGAUGUGGUUCUUUUUAUACUGUUUCUUUCUCAUUGUGUUUUUUACAAAAUCUAUUGCAGAGCAGUGUUGCAACUGAGUCGUUUGCUGUGUGACUAGAGAAAUGCUUCUAUAUAGUAUAUAUUCUGUGACAGAGCACAGUUUCCAGGAAAUCAGGCCAGAAAACAGAAACAUGCGAGCAAAAAAGUUCUCUCGUGAAAUUUUAAAGCAGUUUCCUCUUGUGGUUCAUGUCCGUCCUUGAGCAACAGUAUAGACGACCACCAACCACAGGGGAUGCAGUGACACUGGGCCGAGACACCAAAGGUGAACAGAACAUCACCAUGACAUUUUCCUAGUAGGCUACUUACAUAAAGACAAUUACAAGUUUUCUGAAAUGUUAUGUUUAUUUUUUGUUUUUUGUGCUUUUCAUGCCUUUAUGAUAGAGAGAUGUGUAGCUCGUGAAAGGGGGAGAGAGAGAAGGGGAACAACAUACAGCAAAUGGCCACGGGUUGGACUUGAACCACAGGAUGCUGUGGCAAGGACUCAGCCUUAAUAUAUAGGUCGCCUGUGCUACCGAGUGAGCUACCGGGACGCCCUGAAAUUUUAUGUUUAACUAAACCAGUGAAGCGUUAUCUUAUUAAAUAUGUGCUAAUUUGCAUACAUUUCUAGAACAGAAAUGAGACAAUUGGAUAAAGCCAGGUUCAAAAUUCUUGUUUAAUUUUUUUUGACAUAUUAGAGUAAAAUGGGUUUCCAGAGGAAAUGUUGGGUUUCUCUUUGUAUCACUCCAUAAAUCGGAAUUAACUUAACAUGUAAUGUAAAAUUCCACACAUUUUGCAAGACAUUACAGGUGAAUAGGGUAAGAUUUUUAACUAAUAGAUAAAACAUUCACAGAUGCAUUACUCACUGACUAGUAUCUUGCCUUAAAUGUGUUUACAGCACAGGGUUUAAAACGUUGCGCAGUAAAAUAAUUCUUUGUCUCGAAUCACAAAAUCUAUUGUGAUUUAUUUAACCAAAGGACCUCGCCUUAAAUCAACAAGCAAAAGACAAAAGCUCAAUAUGGUCUGUGAGGUAAUAUGUACACUGGGCGUAGGGCUGAGGUUGUGUUGAUAGAGUUGGGACAACCGCCUAUGUCAAACAUGUAACCCGGUAUCCUCAGAUCUUUCUAAAGGUAUAAAAAGAGUUCCCGUCCUCCUCUUCCAUUCCCAUCACAUCUACUGCUCUGUCGAUCAGUGUUGGUCUUCCAUUUUCCUCUUUUAUCCACAUUAACCACCUCUUAAGCAGCAACCAUGACCCAGCUCGAGACAGCCAUGGCCAUCCUGAUGAAGACCUUUGACACAUAUGCUGCUGGCGAGGGCAAAAAGGACACCCUAACCAAUGCUGAGGCCAAGAGUCUACUGGAGAAGGAGUUGCCUGCACUGCUCAAGGUGGCAAAGAACCAAGCGGAGGUGGACAAACUGCUGAAAGGUCUGGAUUUUAACGGAGACUCUGAGGUCGACUUCACUGAAUUUGUGGUGCUGGUAUCUGCUCUCACCUGCGCCUGCCACAAUCGUGGUGGCAAGAAGUAAGCACCCUGGGGUGGGGCCAAACAGCUGCAACUACGCCAUAAAAUCCCUGUAGUGACUGUUUCCUGUAAUGACUAAAUAAAAUGAUUUAUUUACCUGUU